AUGGGGAGAAGUGGUUCAAGGUCUCUGUCAUACACUCACCGCUCCAAUUCCUAUCGCCAUAGUCAGAGAAGCAUAAGGGACCCAAGUUCUUCCCCCUAUCAUUCCACUACCAAUUCCAGGAGAAGCAGCCGUUCAAGUUCCCUCAGCCGCCAACGCAGAAGUAGGUCUUCCUCGUUAUCUCCUUUCCCCAAAUCGUCCAGUUCCAGCCCUAGUCGUGCAUCCACUGAUCGGAAUCAUUCCAUAGAGAUGCUUAAGAAAGAGGAAGAAGAGAAGAAAAUGCGUAAAACAGAGUUGAAGAAGUUAGAAGAAGAUGCAGCUAGGAGGAUGGAAGAACUAAUUCAGAAGAAUGUUGAAGAAAGGCUAAACUCUGAAGAGACUAAAUUAGAAAUACAGAGACGAAUAGAGGAAGGUCGCACGAAGUUGUUUAAUGAUGUUGAUGUGUGGCUUGAGAAAGAGAAAGAAGCCGCUCUUACUGUUACAAGACAAAAAGAAAAACAAGCACGAAACAGAAACUUUCUCAUACGACCUGAGAGUUACAUUAGCCGCAAUGCAUCUCAUGGACAAUGCAAAACUAUGGUAGUUCUCGAAG
Cucurbita pepo subsp. pepo (vegetable marrow) is the source of this 589-nucleotide messenger RNA. Lineage: Eukaryota; Viridiplantae; Streptophyta; Magnoliopsida; Cucurbitales; Cucurbitaceae. The record is from RefSeq and is a predicted model, not a curated record.